AUGCCAUCGCUAUCCCGGUUGUCAGCGGUUACUUUAUCGGUGAUAGCCGGAGGUGUGUACUACUCCCGAUUGGAAAAAUGGCCGUUUGGUUCGGAAAAUGAUGGAUUGAGAAGCAUGCUAUUGCUGAAUAGUGCAAAAUGCGCGGAAAUCAGUAUAUCCUCGUCAUUUCCUUGUGUACAUCCUUCUCCACAAAGUAAAUGGGAUCAUAACUGGGAUAACCGGGAACCAAAGUGCAUGGUGAAUCCCAUAAAAUAUGAAGAAGCUGAUCCGGCUAGCCGUCAAAAUAUGUUGAAUGAAGCAACACCAACUUCGAAACGAAAUAUUAUUCUUAUACGGCAUGGACAGUAUUUUACGGAUCACAACGAUAAAAAUCAUCUCAGCUUGACACCUUUAGGGCGAGAGCAAGCGAAGUAUGUGGGUCAACGUUUGGCCAGUAGUGGUUUGAAGUUCGAUAAUGUGGUUAUGUCGACAAUGACCAGAGCGGAGGAAACAGCUAAACUAAUAUUAGAUGAGCUACCACCGACGUCAGUAAAAAGCGAUCCGUUAUUGGAAGAAGGAGCACCUUUCCCACCUGAACCACCCAGCAAACAUUGGCGUCCCAAGCACAAAGGAUCGCGCAUUGAAGCAGCUUUCCGGAAAUACAUACAUCGUGCUAGCUGGAAACAAAAGAACGAUAGCUGGGAGUUGAUUGUAUGCCACGGAAAUGUGAUACGGUAUUUCUUUUGCAGAGCGCUGCAGUUUCCUCCUGAAGGUUGGCUGCGAAUGUCAGUUGGUCAUUGUUCGAUAACUUGGCUAGUUAUAUAUCCGAAUGGUUUUGUAUCUGUGAGAUCCCUUGGCGAUAUCGGUCAUUUACCCAGUGGAAAGGUUUCUUUCUAA
Messenger RNA from Cercopithifilaria johnstoni, 876 nucleotides. The record is from the annotation of a GenBank genome assembly. Lineage: Eukaryota; Metazoa; Nematoda; Chromadorea; Rhabditida; Onchocercidae.